This is a messenger RNA of Schizophyllum commune H4-8, 1800 nucleotides long. Its product is annotated as cytochrome P450. Lineage: Eukaryota; Fungi; Basidiomycota; Agaricomycetes; Agaricales; Schizophyllaceae. The record is from RefSeq and is a predicted model, not a curated record. The transcript has 13 exons. Bases 44 to 1600 code for a protein of 518 amino acids. Gene Ontology annotation, molecular function: iron ion binding; monooxygenase activity; oxidoreductase activity, acting on paired donors, with incorporation or reduction of molecular oxygen.
UCUUGCUUCCCACCUUCUCGCCUGGAAGAGGUAUACCGACUCCAUGUCUCUCCUUACCCCGCGCGACGGCGCCGCCCUUGCGCUCGUGUCCUUCAUUCUCUACCGAGCUGCGCGUCAGGCGCUGCGGAAGCCCCUUCCGCCCGGUCCUCCGGGCUAUCCGCUGCUGGGCAACGUCUUCGACAUGCCCAAAGGCCGGAUGUGGGAGACGUUCAAGCAAUGGGGCGAGAAAUUCUGUCCCGAACUGACCUCCUGCGUAGGCCCCGUAGUCUCCGUGACCGUCCUCGGACAGGUCAUCGUCGUACUCAACGACCACAAGAUCGCCGACGAGCUCCUCAGCAAGCGCGGGCAGAUCUACUCCGACCGGCCCACGAUGCACAUGGCCGAGCUCGCGGGGUACGACCGCGCGCUGUCGAACUCGCACUACGGCCCGCGCGUGCGCGAGUGGCGGAAGUUGUUUGCGCGUGUUAUUGGAACGCGCGAGCAUGUCGCGCGGUUCAAUGAGGUGGAGGAGUAUCAGGCAGCGAUGUUCAUCAAUCGUGUUCUGGCGGAUCCUGAGGAGUGGUAUGAUGCGACGAGAAAGACCUUCGCUGCGCUAAUUUUGCAUAUUGCCUAUGGGUACAAGAUCGAAGAGAAGGGGGUCGACCCGAUGAUAGCGCUUGCAGAUCAGGUCAUGAAAGAGUUCUCGGAGAUCACGCAGCCUGGCGCGUACUUCGUCGACUUCUUGCCGAUCCUCAAAUCGCUUCCGGACUGGCUUCCCGGCACCGGCUUCAAGGAGACAGCUAAAGCUUACAAGAAGACGCUAGACGACGUGGGCGAACUACCAAUCGCGCACGUAAGGGAAGAGCUAGCUAAAGGCGCCCCGAACACCUCCUUUGUCGGCACGCUUAUUCGAGAAGAGCCCAAUCUUACGCCCGAACGACUUUUCGACAUAACUUGGGCUGCCGCCGCGUUUUACUCGGGCGGCGCUGAGACAUCCGUCUCCGUCAUUCAGAGUUACUUCCUCGCCGUAUGCAAGUACCCCGAAGUGCAAGCCAAGGCCCAAGCCGAGCUCGACACCGUGAUUGGGCGCGAACGACUGCCGACACCAGCCGACAGAGACUCACUCCCUUACAUUGGGGCAAUAUGCAAGGAGCUAGAUCGAUGGAUCCCGGUGGCGCCCUUAGCCUUCCCGCACUGCACCACCGCGGACGACAUCUACGCUGACUAUCUAAUCCCGAAAGGGUCGAUGGUCUUCCCCAACGUUUGGAAAUUCUUGCACGAUCCGGCGAUAUACGAGGAGCCCUCGGCCUUCAAGCCAGAGCGUUUCCUAGGGUCCAAUCCCGCGCCCGAUCCCCGUGACAUGGGUUUCUUCGGAUAUGGGAGGAGGCAGUGCCCAGGCAGCCACCUCGCUGACGCGAGCGUGUGGAUGCACGUCGCGCAUGCGGUCGCUGCGCUCGAUAUAUCUAAGGCCACCGACGCGGCGGGCAACCCGAUUGAGCCCAGCGGCGACACAGACGAUGGGCUAAUCCUGCGGCCAUUGCCCUUUGCGUGCAAGAUUCGGCCCCGCUCUUCCGAUGCAUUGCGCUUGAUCAAGGAGCGCAUAGACCGGGGGUCCGACUAACGCACGUCGUGGCCAGGGCCGAUGUUAGAAAGGUCGCCAAGUCGCCGAAAUGUCGUUCAUGCGCUUCAGGGUCGGAGUGUUUGUUGGUGGCCCGGCGGUUCAGUUCGCGGCCGCUUCGUCGUGAGAAUUGUGUACGUACGCCGGAUGUUCGAGUUUUCUGUAGAUUGUAUGGCUUCCACUGGGAUUUCUUGUACCUCUUC